AUGGUUGAUUUAUUUCUUUAAAAAAUUUAAUUAAUUUUUAUUGCCUUUAAAACUAUUUAAAAAAAUUUUUACAUCUUCAUAAAACAUUGUAAUACUGCUAACUGCAUGAAUUCAGCAGAAUAAAGUUCGAUUCAAGGAUCUUAAAUCAUUUCAAAAAUUCUGAAAUUUGAUAAAUUUUUUCCGAUUUUCUAGUGUAUCAUAUUUAAGUAAAAUUUAAAGGGUACCACGUAUUUUUCAACUCCUCCUCAAUCCUGUUCAACCACGUCUGUUGCUUGCGUGUGCGUUUUUAUGCAUUAAAUUAGGCAACCUUCGUCUGGCCUGGAAUAUGUUAUUUCAGUCUUCUCUACUUUGGCAGACGCUGUCAUCGUCACAAUUUGUAUAAGCUUCUUAAAGGGUUAAGGCCAGAAAGUGAGUUGCACAAGCAGGCGGCCGCAUAUUAAUUUGGCCCGUAACAUGUUGCACAACGAUGGAGAAUUAUAUAAAUUGCUGGCUGCAAUUUUGUCCUGCAAUCGUUGGAUUUAUGAGAAAUAUGGACCGCAAUAUUUAUCAAAUGUCCAGUGGCAAGUUUAACGCUUUCCCCCUCUUUUAAUCGCACAUACAGAAUAUAUAUCGUUUGCCAUUGUAUAAUAAUCCAGAACUUAGCAUAAAUUUCAACUUGAGAAGUGGACAAAGUUUUGCAGUACGUUUUGCACUUCUGGUUGGGGCAUUAAUUAUGAUAGUAUUUCUUGGACCUUAAUAAGCAUUUGGCAUUCAGGGGGAGCCCUCAAAUAUGCAAACGGUUUGCCCUGACAGUCAACGCCACUUGACUGCAUUGUCGGGUAAUUACAAUAAGACGCUCAUAAGCUCAUCGAAAAGUAGAGUGCCAAAUGCAAGAUGCAAAUGGCAGAGAACCAGGGAACCUCAUUGUCUCGCUCGCAUUAAUUAACUGACAGAUGGGAAUGUCUGCUGGGGAAGUUGUCUUACUCUCUUGUCCUCUGUGGCCGGGCUCAAAUAAAUCUCAGCCGCUUAAAUACCCGAACGUCUGCAAUCGAGAAAACAAAUGUGGAGUGUUUGCAUUGUAAAGGGAAGCUCAAAUUGGGGCAUAAAUAAUGCAAAUGUUGUACUGAUGACUUGAAAGUGAAAAUUUGCCAACUCUUGUGAAAAUAAUUAAUUUUGUAUUUAUGCAGCCAGUUUAUAGAUUGAAUGGCAAAGCGAGAAGGAAUCUCUAUUCUUCUGUAAAUCAUCUCUAUUGCAAUACCGAAAAUUGUACAAAUUUUGCACAAUCCGUGACAUAAUACAUUAUUAGCCAUUUACAGACAUUGUUGAAUAUCAAUAACUAGGAAUCCCUGAGUUGUUUAUCAUUUUUAUUUCAAAGCAAAUAGAUUUACAAAUGUGGUUUACCUAUUUAUUGCUACUGCAAAUUCCGAUAUUCUCGCUUGGGAAUUUGACCACAGGAUAUCAAUAUUCGAAUGGUACUUAUAGCCACCUGAAUUCGUAUUUGGUGUCCUUGCGAACUCGUAAAUAUAUUUAUGUUCCUGGAGAUAAUCACUUCUGCACCGGAGUGAUUCUAACUAACCGCCAUGUACUCACUUCAGCACAUUGCAUCACAGAUAAAAAGGGUAUGAUGAUGAACCCAAAAAGAAUUGUGGUGGCUCUUUGUUCAGCUCUCUUUAAAAGUCCACAGUACGAGGAAUUCCUGGUUGAAAUCCAAAACAUGGUUAUCUAUCCCUAUUACCAUAGAAACAAGCAGGAUGAUUUGGCAAUUAUCAAGCUAAAGAGAACUGUUAAAUUUGAUGGCCACCAUUUGGCAAAAGUUGUAAUAGGAAGUUCUCCACUAGAAGUUGGUAAAGAUUGCAAGACCGUUGGUGGAAACUUUGGCAUUAAAAGACAAAGAUUUGGAUCAUUUCAAAGCAUGUUAUUUGUUGAUGUAGAAUUGCGACCUGUUGAAGAGUGUCUGAGUGUAAAGAAAGAUUUAAAGGAGUCUCGAUUAGAAAACGAUGAGCUAAUAUGUGUGAGAUCCUUGGAAAAUCGUGUUUGUACUACCGAUUUCGGUGGCCCCCUAUUUUGUGAUGGUCAGCUCUAUGGGAUCGCUUUGGGCACCGUUAAUUGCUCCAGUCCAAAUCCAGUUUUUUUCAGUGACGUGCCAUUUUACACCAGCUGGCUGAACAAAAUGAUAUCUCAGGGAGUGGAGCUGCAGCCAGAUCAUAAAUGGAUAUUUUUUUUGGCUUUCCUCAUCUGUUUUUUGGGCAACUUUCACUUGUGGCAGCGAGUGGAUAUCUAAAUCUCCAUGAAAAGGAAAAAUUGCCGGCCUGAAAAGCAACCCCUGCCAUUAAUGGAAAGCCGAGGAAAAGCCCUAGGAAACUUUCGCCUGCAAUGCACCUGUGUGCCACGUGUGGCAAAAGUCACGUUCACUUUACCACACCAACCUCCUUCCCCAGAAAAUACUUUCCUUUCAACUUUACCAAAAAUAUUUUCGGUUAUUGCUUAACACUUUUGCACUUCUGCAUUAAUCAAAGCGAAAAAGAAACUUCCGAAAAAAAGCUUAAUAAAUUUGUACAUAAAACAUGAUUGAUAAAGGCCAUAAAUAAUCCCAAUAAUAAAUAGAAAAUUGGUCAAGAAAAAAGUAAAAGGCCGCGACACGGCAAUUUGAUGUAACAACCAAUCAUUAUUAAUAGCCACGAAACGCUGGAUAAAAACCAACCCGUAAAGGUAAAAAGAAAUUGCACACACACGCGAUAAUGUUGCCCGAAAAGAAAAGCCAGAAGUUAACAAUAACAAGUUUGGCGCUGAACUCUUAUUGGCUUUGAGUUCAAGUCUCGCUGUCAGUCGGUCGAUGGAAAGCCAGCCAUAAAUCAGUAAUAAUUAUCUUUUUUGUUGCUCUGCAAUUGCCCAAAUGCAGGUAGCUGGUAUCACAAAAGCUGGUAAAUCGAUGCUGAUAAAUUGAAAAUUACCAGCCAAGCGAUAUAUAAUGGUCGGGAUGAUAAGCUCACAGAUUGCAUACACAAAAGUACGUGUACUCGUGCAUGCAGCAUUUGAUUUUCCUUUUAUAUUGCUGAAAUUGCAUACCAAUUUGUGGUAGACAGCAGCCCAGACAUAUGUGGGUUUUUCAUUUUUUCCUUCUCUGUUUAAAUCAACUAGAUGUUGAUGGGGAUAAUGGGAACAAUUUUCUCAUCAGAAUGUUUCAAGGAAAUAAAAAUACAAGUUUUAUUAUUCAAUUAAAAUACACAGCUUCAAUGUUUUUUUUUAUCCCAAGCAAAUGAAUAUUAUUUUAUAACAAACAUAUAUUUUGUGGCCUAUAAAUACUUGUAUUUAUUCCACGGUGCCCUGUGCAACUUCACACAACGUCCAACUAAAACUCUAGUUGAAAAAUCAAAGUACCCGAAUACAAAAUUCAAGUAAAAAUCACGUUCCGACCAAAAGACGCUAACGUGGCCAAAAAAUGGGAAACAAUAGCCACAACAGGAGGAUCCGAGUCGAUGCAUCGAUAUGGACUCCCGGACCAAACUUGAUUUUUAUUGGGGCGAGUGAGGGCAUUAAAUUAUAUCUAUUUGUACAAUUUAUAGAGGGGAAAAGUGAAGUGAAAUGAUUUCUAUGGCCACACAUGUGAGGCUAGAAAAAAAUCACUUUAAGUUUGGGGCAGCGUUUCCGCUGAGGCAAGACCACUGAACUGGACAAACGUUUCUCCCAAAAACUGCAGACAUGGCAUCAAAUAAAACAUGGGGAACAACAGAAAAGGAGAAUCCAGUCGGAAUCCGUAAAUCCAACCCAGAGGACCGACGAUGGUCCACCGAAAAUUCCGCCAGUGAAAAAAGCUAAAUAAAUAAAUAUCACCAGCAG
Messenger RNA from Drosophila ficusphila, 3816 nucleotides. RefSeq names its product granzyme M. Gene Ontology annotation, biological process: proteolysis. Gene Ontology annotation, molecular function: serine-type endopeptidase activity. Bases 1370 to 2260 code for a protein of 296 amino acids. The record is from RefSeq and is a predicted model, not a curated record. The transcript is spliced from 3 exons. Lineage: Eukaryota; Metazoa; Arthropoda; Insecta; Diptera; Drosophilidae.